This is a messenger RNA of Cucurbita moschata (crookneck pumpkin), 2175 nucleotides long. Its product is annotated as glutathione hydrolase 3. Lineage: Eukaryota; Viridiplantae; Streptophyta; Magnoliopsida; Cucurbitales; Cucurbitaceae. The transcript has 7 exons. Gene Ontology annotation, biological process: glutathione catabolic process. The coding region runs from base 24 to 1985 and encodes 653 amino acids. Gene Ontology annotation, cellular component: plasma membrane. Gene Ontology annotation, molecular function: glutathione gamma-glutamate hydrolase. The record is from RefSeq and is a predicted model, not a curated record.
GGAAGAAAUGAAUAAGAUGACGGAUGUAUUAUUUAAUACGUAACUUCCUCUGCGUUUUGGUAGCUAGAAUUCGAAGCGAUCUUAUUAAAGUGUUCAUCGAGAGGAUCUGUGGAUUAGCGAUGGAAUCUCCAUUACUGCGCCGCCGUGAAUUGGUGAACAAGAGGCGUUGCAGAGGAGUGAUUUUAGUUCCGCUUGGAUUACUUGCCAUCGCAGUUGUUGGCUAUAUCCUUGGGGGUUCCAUUAAUGGUUUAGUAUUUAAUGAGGAAAGCAAGCACUCUGGUGGAAUAGAUAUCAGUAAUCCCGAAAUUGUUGAGUCAGAGAAGGGAGUUGUUGCUGCUGAUGACGGCCGCUGCUCCGAAAUUGGAGCGUCGAUGCUUAGGCAGGGAGGGCAUGCCGUUGAUGCUGCAGUCGCGACUGCAUUGUGCCUUGGUGUGGUGGGUUCGAUGUGGAGCGGGAUAGGCGGUGGAGGUUUUAUGCUUGUCCGAUCCGCAUCGACUUUGCAAACCACAGCUAUUGAUUUCCGGGAGACUGCACCCUUGGCUGCAUCUCAGGAAAUGUAUGAAACCAAUGUGACUGCCAAAAGUUUAGGGCCACUAUCAAUUGCAGUUCCUGGAGAGAUAGCUGGCCUUCAUGAAGCUUGGUUGAGAUAUGGCCGUUUGGCGUGGCGGUCCUUAUUUGAGCCUGCUAUAAAGCUUGCCAAGGAUGGGUUUGUGAUAUCUCCUUAUGUUGGACAGUCCUUAGUUUCCUCUACCGACAUGAUCCUAAACGAUCCUGGGUUGAGACGAGUUUACGCACCAAAUGGUAAAAUAGUACAAGCAGGCGACACUUGCUACAACGUUGAGCUAGGCAAGAGUUUAGAGGCUGUGGCAGAUCAAGGGCCGCAAGCCUUCUAUAACGGUGCUGUCGGAGAGAAGUUGGUGAAGGAUGUGAGGGAAGCUGGUGGGAUUUUAUCCAUGGAGGAUUUGAGGAACUACACAGUUGAAGUAACAGAGGCAAUGACUACCGAGGCAAUGGGCUACACAGUGCAUGGCAUGCCACCUCCUUCAAGUGGAACACUUGGCUUUGCUAUGGUAAUGAACAUCUUUAAAAGCUACAAUGAUCCUGAUGCCACCAAGGGAAAUCUUGGCCUACAUCGCCUAAUCGAAGCAUUGAAGCACAUGUAUGCCGAACGAAUGAACUUGGGCGAUCCUCGGUUUUCGAACAUUAGCAACUCUGUCUCCAACAUGCUCAGUCCAUCAUUUGCUAAGAAAAUUCAGGAAAAGAUAAUCGACAACGCUACUUUUCCUCCGGAUUACUAUCAAUACAGGUGGAGUCAGCUAAGAGAUAGUGGAACCAGUCACUUUUGCAUUGUGGAUGCAGAGAGAAACGCUGUUUCAUUGACAACAACCGUAAAUGCGCACUUUGGGGCUGGCCUUCUCUCACCUUCUACUGGUAUUGUUCUUAAUAAUGAAAUGGGAGACUUUUCUGUACCCACAGAUAUCUCUCCAGAUAAACUCCCCCCAGCGCCUGCAAAUUUCAUCCAGCCAAACAAGAGGCCCCUCUCUUCCAUGAUACCUCUUAUUGUCACAAAGGAUGAUCGGUUGAUUGCGGUACUCGGCGGUAGCGGAGGAAUGAAGAUAAUUCCGGCAGUAAUUCAGGUUUUCCUCAACUAUUUCUCCCUGGGAUUCCAACCUUUCCCAGCUGUUGAAAGGUCAAGGGUGUAUCAUCAGCUAAUUCCAAAUAUAGUAAAAUACGAAAACUUGACGUUCAUCGAUGGCGAUCACGUCGAACUUUCAGACGAAAAGACAGCAUUCUUGGAAGAGAGGGGUCAUAAAGUGGUAGCUAUUGAUGCACCAGGAGCCAUUGUUCAGUUCAUAGUUCAAAACUUUGAAGACGCCAUUGACAAAGGUCGAAAGGGCAGAAAGAUAUCCAAUGAUCAAACACAUUUUGGUGUUCUUACGGCUGUGUGCGACCCCAGAAAAAACGGGAACCCCGCAAUCGCCUAGGAAAUGUUGCCCCCUCCCCCCUCACCCCUCCUUUUGUACAUUGUUCUUAGAUUGGACAUGGCUCUCUCUCGUUGGCUGAAUGAUCAGUUUCCUUGUGUUUCAAGAGGGCCAUCCAUAGGCCAUUGGGACUCAAAAGACAGUUUAAAUAUUUUCUACACGAAAUGUAAGCUAAUAUGCCAAUUACACAAAA